Messenger RNA from Aspergillus calidoustus, 1632 nucleotides. The record is from the annotation of a GenBank genome assembly. Lineage: Eukaryota; Fungi; Ascomycota; Eurotiomycetes; Eurotiales; Aspergillaceae.
AUGCAGUUCGCCUUGCAAGCCUUCGCCUUCGCCACUGGCGCCAUCUGUUACGCGGGGUACUUCAACCGUGGCGAGCACCACUUGCAUGGUAUAACUUACAUCCAAAUACACACCAUUGCAUUUGCAGUCUUGGUUGCUCUGCAGUAUCGACUCGGCCUUUCCCUGGACAUUGCUUUCAGACAAUCAUGCUUGUAUGAUGGCAUCUUUCUACUCGGAUUAUAUGCGAGUCUUUUCGUCUACCGUGCUUUUCGACACCCACUGAACAUCUUCCCCGGGCCAUGGAUUGCUCGAAUUAGCAGUUUCUACAUGACCGCUUCCAUUCGCCGCAUGCAAAUGUACAAGACGCUGCACGAACUGCACCAAAGAUAUGGCUACUUUGUGCGCAUUGGCACCCAAGAACUGUCUAUAACGCACCCGAAGGCGGUUCAGCAAAUAUUUGGUGCCGACUCGGUGUGUCAGAAGGGACCCUGGUAUGACCUUACUCGGCCGCAGGACUCGGUGCUGCUCCGACGGACCUUUGCUGGGCACGCGGAACUGCGCUCAGUCUGGAGUCAAGCCUUCUCUACAAAAGCGGUCCGGAGCUACGAGACGCGAAUCCACCCAUACAGGGCCAAACUCAUGCACGAGCUUGAUGCUCACGCCGGGCAGCCGGUGAAUGUUAACCACUGGUUGGGGCUGUAUUCGUGGGAUGUUUUGAGCGAUCUGUCGUUCGGUCACCCCUUUGGCAUGCUGGAUACCAGGGAGCACCACUGGGCAAUGGACAUCCUCGACAACGGAAUGAGCGUUAUCGGAAUCCAUCUGCCAAUGUGGUUUUUCCACAUCCUGCGUGCCCUCCCCGGCGGCAACAAGGACUUGAAGGUCAUGCUAAAGUACUGCACCGAAGAAAUGCGGAGGAGAUGGGAGAACGAACCUAAAAUACCAGACGUGAUGAGUGCCCUCUUUGCACCAUACCGGAAACAGGAGAAAGUGUUCGACGAGACAGCGAUAAACCUCUUGGCUGGAGAAUCACACCUACUUAUCAACGCUGGAAGCGAUACCACACGAAUCACCAUGUCUUGCAUCCUGUGGAUUCUUGCCCAACGACCGGAGCUCGCGGACAGACUGCGCGACGAGUUGAAGCCAUAUGUUCCGCAGUCUCCGGACGAACUCGUAAUGGACGAUCAAAUCAGAAAUCUGGACCUGCUGAAUGGGGUUGUUCAAGAAGCACUUCGCAUGUGGCCACCAAGUCCCAGCCACCCAACGCGGGUCUCUCCGCCCGAGGGCACCAUCAUCGCCGGCCGAUUUAUUCCUGGCGGAACACAACUGAUAGCCCCCCAGUACGUCAUCGGGCGAGACGAACUCAUAUUCCCCCGAGCGAAUGAGUUUAUCCCUGAGCGGUGGUACAGUCUUCCCGAGUUGAUCAAAGACAAGAAUGCGAUAGCACCAUUCUCGCUGGGCCCAAUGAAUUGCGCCGGGAAGCAUCUGGCUUUAACCAACAUCCGAGUCACCAUCGCGAGGCUGGUCAUGCACUAUAAUCUAAAGUUUGCCCCAAGUCAGACUGACCCGGUAGCUGGGUUCGAGCAAGGCAUGUAUGAGCAUUUUGCAAUGCAGGCUGGCCCACUAUACCUGUGCUUGGAGAGGCGGAACAAAUAG